AUGUCUUUUCUCCAUACCCAUUUGUGCGAGUGUUUCAAGAGUGAACUAGAUCUUUUUACUCUACCGCCCACUCAGACCAGUAUCGAGAGUUUGCAAUGGAUUCAUUACAAACCUUUGUCGACUCUCGCGGACGACGCACCCAUAGAGUUUGUCGUACCUGGUCAUGGCGAGGACUACAUAAAUCUCGCGCAUACUCUUCUUAGUCUACGUGUAAUACUGAACACCCCUGAACCCCCGCCUGCCGCUUCUAACAGCGGUGGUGAUGCAGUGGCAGCGUCAGUGGGGCCUGUGAAUAACUUUUUACAUUCUAUGUUUAACCAAAUUGACGUGUAUUUUAAUCAGAAACUUGUGUCGCCUCCGAACAAUGCUUAUGUAUAUCGCGCUUCUCUCAAGACAUUAUUGAAUUAUUCUUCAGAAUCAAAAACUUCCCAUCUCACCACCUCGUUAUGGGAUUCCGAUCCUCCGGGUCUGAUAGAUUCGGGGAUAGUUGCACCGAAUGACAACCCCGCUCUCGUGAGACGUAUGCAAUAUUUCAAAAACCAACGUCCUGUAGAUCUUAUAGGACAUCUACAUUGCGACGUUUUCAAUCAGGAUACAUUUCUGAUUAACGAUGUGGAAAUUCGACUACGACUAAUCCGUUCAAAGGAUUCUUUCUGUCUUAUGGAACCUACAUCGCAAGCAAAAGUUCGUAUUGUAGACGCCACCUUGAUCAUAAGAAGAGCCAAGCUAAGCGCUGGAGUGUUAUUGGCCCAUGCUAAAAUGCUGAGUAAAACCACAGCGAAAUAUCCUCUCACGAGGGUCGAGGUUAAAUCAUUCACAAUUCACAGAGGGGUGGUGGGGGAAUCAAUCGACAACGCCAUACUCGGUCAACUACCGAAGCGUGUGAUAAUCGGUUUUGUCGAAAAUAAGGCGUUUCACGGUGAUAGUGUAAUGAAUCCGUUUAAUUUUAAAAACUUUAAUAUAAAUUUCCUGUCGUUUUACGUCGAUGGAAUGCAGGUUCCUACUAGAUCGUUACAACCUUCUUUUUCAAAAGACGCUCCUCUCUACAUCGAGGCUUUUCAUACUCUUUUCUCGGGGACGGGUAUUCAUUUUCUAAACGAAAGCAAUGCUAUAAGCAGAGAUGCUUAUGCGCACGGUUACACACUCUUUGCUUUCGAUCUCACUCCUGAUUUAUCGGCCAAGUGCGUCGAUCAUUGGAAUCUCGUGAAACACGGAAGCUUGCGAAUUGAAGUACGAUUUGAAAAAGCUCUUGAAACGACUAUUAACUGCCUUGUUUACGCAGAAUUCGACAGUGUUUUGGAAAUCGAUUCAUCGCGCCAAAUCAUUGUGGAUUAUAACGGAUAA
Molecule: messenger RNA, 1344 nt
Organism: Pseudomyrmex gracilis
Lineage: Eukaryota; Metazoa; Arthropoda; Insecta; Hymenoptera; Formicidae
Exons: 1
Coding region: 1-1344 (447 amino acids)
Biological process (GO): deoxyribonucleotide biosynthetic process
Cellular component (GO): cytosol
Molecular function (GO): ribonucleoside-diphosphate reductase activity, thioredoxin disulfide as acceptor
Source: RefSeq, a predicted model, not a curated record